Molecule: messenger RNA, 6683 nt
Organism: Hemiscyllium ocellatum (epaulette shark)
Lineage: Eukaryota; Metazoa; Chordata; Chondrichthyes; Orectolobiformes; Hemiscylliidae
Gene: plekhg2
Product: pleckstrin homology domain containing, family G (with RhoGef domain) member 2
Exons: 17
Coding region: 52-6681 (2209 amino acids)
Molecular function (GO): guanyl-nucleotide exchange factor activity
Source: RefSeq, a predicted model, not a curated record
ACCAGUAAUCGAGGUGCCUCCAGACCGUGCUCGGUCUCGUCGCUGAGCCUGAUGGCUGCUGUGGUGGAUGGAGUAUCUGCCGCUCCCAUCUCAGGAAGCUGUACCUCGGUGAACACCGUUUGUUCGGAUAGUGACCACCCGGUCAGUCUCAGCUCCUCUGCUUCCUCGGCAUCGCUCCAGGAUGGCCACAGCUCAUUUGGCAGCAACGGGACCCUGGUACCCACCACCAGCGCCCUCAGUUACCCCCCUCCGCUCGGCUGUGACAUCAGCUUGGACCUGACCCCGGUCAGCCAUACCAAGGCUCCCUUGGGAGAGGGCAACACCAGGCGUGGGAAUCUGACCAUGGAUGUUCCCCGUGGUAUCCCAUGGUCCCCUCCUCCCAUUCCCCAAACCAAGGAGCCACUGGCAAAGCUCUCACACGUGGACAGGGUGAUGAAGGAGAUCAUCGAAACCGAACGGGCGUUUGUUCGGGAUUUGAAGAGCAUUGUGGAGGAUUAUCUGGGCUGUAUCAUCGAUUCGGAACAGCUCCCUCUACAACCCGAUGAAGUGAACACCUUAUUCUGCAACAUCGAAGACAUCUACCAGUUUAACAGUGAGCUGCUGGUGGAUCUGGAGACCUGUAAAGACGCUGUUGAGGUAGCGGAAUGUUUCGUCGAGCGGAGUGAAGAAUUUGAUAUUUACACCUUGUACUGCAUGAACUAUCCCAACUCUGUGUCUGUCCUGAGAGAAUGCAUGAAGAACGGAACCCUCGCCAAAUUCUUCCGGGAGCGGCAGACAUCCCUGUCACAUUCGUUGCCGCUGGAAACGUACCUGUUAAAGCCAGUCCAAAGGAUCCUCAAGUAUCAUCUCCUGCUGCAGGAAUUGGCGAAACACUUUGAUAAAAGCGCGGAGGGUUAUGAGAUGGUGAAGGAGGCGAUCAUCACCAUGACAGCUGUGGCCUGGUACAUCAACGACAUGAAGAGGAAACAGGAACAAGCAGUGAGGUUACAGGAGAUUCAGAACUCGCUGUUGAACUGGAAGGGGCCGGACCUCAUAGCGUUUGGAGAGUUGGUCCUGGAGGGAACAUUCCGGGUGCAGAGAGCCAAGAAAGAGCGGACGUUGUUCCUGUUCGAUAAGAUGCUGCUGAUCACCAAGAGGCGGGGGGAUCAGUACACUUACAACACGCACAUCUUCUGCUGUAACCUGACGUUAUCGGAGAACGUGAAGGAUCAGCUGAGUUUCCGAGUGACGGAUCUGACCAUCCCGAAGCGGCAGCACACUCUCCAGGGGAAGAACCAGGAGGAGAAGAGAUUGUGGAUCCAUUACCUGAAACGCCUGAUCAUCGAGAAUCACCCAGCAUCCAUCCCACAGAAGGCGAAACAAGUUCUGCUCGAAAACCAUUCUCACUAUGCUCCAGACAUUCCGAUCAGUCCCGAAUCAUUGCUGAGCAUUCCAUCUUCUCCCCGAUUCGAUGAUCCCUUCACAUUCCAGCGAGGUCGGAGACAGUCAGAACCUCCAGGGUUUAUAUACACCCCAGAGAGAACAAAGAAAAUCUUUCCACUGCUGAACACAGACACUCCGCUCACCCUGCGCCGGGGCAGGAGGCAGUCAGAACCGAGCAAACAGAGCCAGGCAGCGAUUGACCAGAGGGCCCUGUCUGUACCCUCUCGUUUCCAGUACACAGGCAGUGAGGAUGAUUUACUCUCCAACAUGGAGACGCUGAGCUUACUGGGUAGUGCCACCACACUGGCAUCCAGCAUGGUGGAGAUGGAGGUCAGCACGGAAACCAAGGCUGGAGACUCGGGUUCGCCAGAGACGCCUGACUGUCCAUUCAGAGAUGAGGCCCCCCCAGACCGAAUAGCCCAGAGCGGGGCGGACAAGCAGGAGGAUGCGGAGCAGUAUGAAGAAAGUCCAGAAUUUGGUGGCAUUGGCAACAUUGAUCUGGAGAUGGAACAGAUAUUUGCGAACAUGGAGUUGUUGCAGAAGAAAGCCCCUGAAGAUCUGGGUGCCAUUGUGGAAGAGCCCUCAUUUCAACUUGGAACUGUGAGCGGGGGUGACUCCCUGCUGGAUAUUUAUGAUGACACUGAUGUUGAAGUCUCUGGGAUUUCACUGCUGGAUAUUGCCUACGUUAACGGAACGGAGGAAAGUCAGACCUGCAACAGUGAAUCGUCUGAAGACAACGACCUCCAGAGGCAAACGCAGGGCGUGGACGAGGCUGGGCGAGCUGCCCAGGGCUCUCGAGGUGACUGCACGUGCUCUCGAGGUGUUGGCACGUGUUCUGGAGGUGUCGGCACGUGUUCUGGAGGUCACUGUAUGUAUUCUCGAGGUGUCGGCACGUGUUCUCGAGGUGACUGUAUGUGUUCUCAAGGUGUCGGCAUGUGUUCUGGGGGUGACUGCACGUGUUCUCGAGGUGUCGGCACAUGUUCUCGAGGUGACUGCACGUGUUCUCGAGGUAUCGGCACGUGUUCUCGAGGUGUCGGCACGUGUUCUCGAGGCGUCGGCGCAUGCGCUCAUGGAAGGCGGGCGUGUGGAGGCCCUGCUCGUGAGGGUCAGGGGUCACCUCUGGGCCAGGGCAGCUCCCGCCGCGAGGAUGAGGACAGCCAAUCAGGGGCUGAGGAGAGUUUCAAAGUUAACGGCUGCCCGGCGGCGCUGAAAUCGGAAAGUCCCGGCCGGGGGGAGACGGAGGAUGAGGCGAACGGUGGACAGUCCAAUGGCUUGGCCGAAGGGACGGGGGAUAUAAAGGGCUCGGUCCGGCUGGAGAAUGACCGGCUGCUGAUCGAGAAGAUUAAGAAGUAUUAUGAGUCGGCGGAGAUGGCCAACGACCAGUCCUACCUUCAGCGGAGGGAGAGCAUCUCCUUCAUCCCCACCGGCGUGGUGAGGGACUCCAUCCUCCGCCUUAAUUACCAGACGGCACACGACAGCAUUCCCGAGGGGCCGAGCGGCAAGGCCUCCGGUCACUCCCGCUCGGCGGCCAGCGGCUCGGAGCCCCGCACCCCCGCGGGGGGCGGCCAGCUCCCGCUGGGCCCGGCCCGAGCGCCCGGUGCGGCCGCAGAACCGCCGCGGAAUCCCUCCGCCGAAGCCGGAGCGCAGCUGUCGGAGUUUAAAUCCUCCGCGGAGAUGAUCAAGGUCUGGCGGGAAAUGGAAAAGGCGGCACGUUUCUGUCACCGGCACGAGGCGUGGGGUCGCUGCCGGGCGGCAGGGGCCGGGAGCAAGGGCCCCCGGCAGGGGGGCCACACCGAGGCCCUGCUCAUCCUCGAGGACUCCGACCUCUGCCCCUCCCCGGACUUGCCCCAAGCACCCGCCGACGGGCCGGAGGGGGAGGCCGGGGAGAGCCCGCUGGGCGACGACGGGGCGCCCUGCGCUCCCUGCUGGGUGACCGGCCCCGGCCUGGUCGACGACCCCCACCGCUGCCUCUUCCGGAGCCCCGAGAAAAUCAUGAGCCGGGUCCAAGUGCUGGCCAAGAUGUACGGCCAGCGGGCCGGCAGGAGGAGGGCGGCGACCCCGCGGAGGAUCUGGGAACUGGAGCCCGAGGCCAGAGCGGAGGACCAGCCCCGGAGGCGGAGGCCGAGGCCAGGGCUGAGAGUGACCACAGCCCGUGAGGAGGUGGACGUGGGAACUGACGAUGAAGUGACAGCACUCCAGCAGCCUGGUCCGUUUGGACAUGUGGUCAUUCAAGAUCCAACCCCUUUCCUCUACGCCCAGGAGAACAUUGUCCAGCUCUCCGUUUCCAAAGCCAAGUCUGAAAUCUCCAAGCUGCAGCUGCAUGAUCCCAGAGAAGAUGCAUCAUCACAACAAAGAGCCAACUCAACAGCACGGGGCAUCUCCUCACUGGACACCUCCUCACCCACAAGCCCUCAAUCCCCUAACAUUACCUCCCCUGACUCGCUGCCUCUUGGGGUCAGCGCUGAGCUUCCUUCUUUCACUCGGAUUAGCUCAGGACCCCCGUCACUGACUUCCACACCCCCUGGUUCCUCCUCAGCAAACCUUCCUGUGUCUGGAGUUGGCCCCUCAAUGACGACAAUUCUCACAGCGCAGUCACCUACCUCAGAAUGUCUGGCUCACACUCAGCACAGCCCACUCCCCCCGUGUAAGACCAGACCAGUUCCUCCCCCCUCCCAGACAGGUCCAAGAGCAUCCUCCCCCCUCUCUGGCUGUUCCAGCCCACUGCCCUUGGUCAGACACAUGGACCAGUCUCUGGUCUCAGACUGGUCCGAUGCGGCACCGAAGGGAACCUUACAAACAGGCACCCAGAGGACAAACCCACAAACUCCGCCAUCCCUCCCUCCAACUCCUGACCACUCUCAACCUCCGUCUCUGCUGCUCUGUAACCCUCUGGAACAGACCCCCCCUGCCAGUGCUCCAGGGAGUGCAGACAUGGGCAGUGCUCUCAGGGGGUGUGGUGUCAGGGAACUCUGCCCUAAGGGAUGUGGUAUUGGGGAGACCCACCCAGGUAGGUGUAGUUUGGAGGUGCCCCGCCCUGGUGGGUGUGGUUCGGAGGAGCCCUGCCCUGGUGGGUGUGGUUUGGAGGAGCCCCGCCCUCAUGGGUGUGGUUUGGAGGAGCCCCACCACCAGGAGGGUGUAGCCGAUCAUCAGGGCAGGGGCUCAGUGGCUCGCUCAUUGUCGUGCCCGGUCCCUGGUGCCCCUCACGAGGCUGCUCUGCCCAAGCCUGGCAGUCCGCUGGCAUGCGGAGGCUCCGAGUUCUGUUGCUCACUGCCGCCAUGGGUCAGCCUCCGGGGCAGGUCCCCGUCCCCCUCUGCCAUCCGGCAACUGGAGCAGUCCUCCAGGGGCACCGCCAACCCGGACCGUGCCACCCACACCGUCCAACCCUCGCCCACCAUGGGUCCUGAGGCUAAGCCUCCGCCUUCCCCUCUGCCAUCGCGGACAGACCCCUCCUCGCAGGUGUGCCCGCCCUCGGUGCCUGGGAGCCAGGCGGGAGGUUCCCCUGGUCCAGGGGUAGUUGGCAAGCCCUGUUGUGCCGUGAUCCCAGGAGACAGUGUGGAGACCCAGCCUCUCUCGCUGAGCCUCCGCCUACGAUCACCUUCCCCCUAUCGACGUCAGCAGUGUCUGCGGGUACCGGACACAAUGGGCGCCAACCCACGUGAAGAACUGCCAAUGUUCAGCAAUCUGAGGCCUGCCUCCCUCCAACUGUGCCCAGCCAUCGGGCCCACGAUCCAUUGCCUUCCACCCCGUGCUAGCCCUCCACCGGGACAGGCUCCCUCACUGUUGGCUACAAAUCCUCGGUCACCUUCUCCAGCUCUCCCUGUCCUCAGGCCUCAGUUCCCAAGAGGGAGAGUUAAUUCCUUACCUUUGCCUGAUGGACCUCAGGCCUACCACUGGGACAAAGCGGACCAGUCCCAGUUUCCAGACUCCGGCCCCGGUGUCUGCUUACCUCCCCCCACAGUCAGAUCCUGGUCAAACCGAGACCCCUCCCUGAGGGGGUGCGAGGAGCCAGGUACACCCUCCAGGCCUCACUCUCCCGGUGAUCGGAAUGUCCCAGAACCAGCCCCGAGGUUGCGUUCCCCGUCUCCACCGUCUGGAUCCCCCUGGCCAGAGUCUUCCCGUCGUUCCUUGUUCCCGACACAAUCUGACAGAAAACUCAGGGAACGGCGCCCCUCGGAAGACACAGAGGUACUGGAUGCAGUGGUCUCCCCUGGGGUCAGCUCGGAGCUGUGCUUGUCCGCUGACGAUCCGGAACUUUCCGUCAGCCCUCAGCCUCGCGCCAGUCCAAGACGCCAGCCCCCAUUGCGCUCUGAGAGCCCCAAAGAUCCGGCGCCCUCGGUCAGGGGCCGGUCGCUGACCUCUCCGUCGGCAACAGCCCCCGCCUGGGGACUCUGUUCGCCGACCCGUGGUCACUCAGUCGAGGUCUUCUGCCCCAUGCCCUUCCCCAGGCCCAGGGUUCGCUCCCCGGUGUCUGUCACAAGGCUUGACUUCACCUCCCCAGAAAUGUCCACCUCCAGGUGUCCAUCUCCAUCGCCCUCCCAGAGCUCCUCAAGAUCGGGCUCUCCUACACCGCCUUGGGCUGGACGGCAGAGCCAAUCGCCGCCCUCCUCAUCCUCAGACCCAUUGCUGUCCUGUCAGAGAACCACAGCAAUGUCCCCAGUGCCCUGUCCCUCCAUCCUGGGAACUGGGGCCUACCACUCAGUGACUCAACAAACAGCCAACAGCUCUUGUGUUGGUGUCAAGGACCAAUGGGGCACCCCGUUGGGCGGUAGUGUUGGCAAAGACUGUGCCCAAGGGCGAUUGGAGCACAGGGAGCAGCCCUGCCCUGUCUCUCCCCCUCAGCCUCGGGCCAGGGGUGAAACUAUCCAGUGGACUGAGGGUCUAGAUGCUGUGAUGUGUCCCCUCAUCAGCCCAGAGCCGGUCUCCAUCGUGGGACCAUCUCCGUGUGGCCAGGAGGCUGAGACAGAGGACAGAGACAGGGAGAUGUUUACGGGCGUGGGGUCGGCUCUCCCUCCGAGCAACAACCCUAACAGCGGUCAGACGGAGCAGUGCCACGUUCUGAGGCCUGGCAGGGAGCUGGGCAGAGAGAAAGGGAAUAUAAAGACCAGCUAUUCGACCACAGUGAACCUGCAGAUUGGGGGCAGUGGGAAGAGAGCGACUUUCAGCAGAGCUCAGGUCAGUCUAACCCAGAUGUUCCUCCCUGCGGCUGGCCAGUCAAUCAGGAAGGUCAACGGGAGCAGUGGGACCUCCCGGACAACGUGAUG